Anneissia japonica is the source of this 603-nucleotide messenger RNA. RefSeq lists its product as uncharacterized. The transcript has a single exon. Lineage: Eukaryota; Metazoa; Echinodermata; Crinoidea; Comatulida; Comatulidae. Bases 1 to 603 code for a protein of 200 amino acids. Gene Ontology annotation, biological process: DNA integration. Gene Ontology annotation, molecular function: nucleic acid binding. The record is from RefSeq and is a predicted model, not a curated record.
AUGCUCCAACAAAUUCAUAAAGGUCAUCUUGGAAGAGAAAAAUGCAAGCGCAGAGCAUGUGAAGUGUUGUACUGGCCAAAUAUCUACAAAGAGAUAGAUCAGAUGGUACAACAAUUCUCAACAUGCAUUCAGUAUAGAGAUAAGCAAAAGACAGAGCCCUUGCAACAACAUAAGUUGACUACCCAACCUUGGGAGAAAGUUGGAGCAGACCUGUUUGAGGUUGAUGGCAAAGAUUACAUUGCAGUGGUGGAUUACUACUCCCAAUAUGUAGAGAUUGGUACCCUACCUAGCACAACUAGCAAGAAUGUAAUAAAUGCCAUUAAAUCCAUCUUUGCUCGUCACAGUACAGCAAUAGAACUGAUCAGCGAUAAUGGGCCACAGUUUGCAAGUAGGGAGUUUGAAGACUUUGCUACAUCGUGGAAUUUUAAGCAUACAACUUCAAGCCCUCAUCAUUCUGCUUCCAACGGCCAAGCUGAAAAUGCAGUCAAAAUAGUGAAAACCAUGAUCCGUAAAGUCAAAGAUAGUGGCGAAGACCUACAUUUGGCUUUACAAGUAUAUGGGAGUACACCGCUUAAACAAGGAGUGUCACCAGCAGGAAGAUAA